GUUGGGCUCAUUAUUGAUAGAGUUAAUAUUGUGGGCCUGAUAAUCGGCCUAAACCGACAUCUUCUUCUGCGAAGAGCCCAGAUCCUUCUCGAAUUAGAAACUUCAUCUAGCAAUUGGCAGCUAGAAGAAUUCAAUCUUCUCUCUACAAUUGAAAUUUCAGCGAUCACCGAAUUCUUUUCGUCCAAGAAAACUGGGAUUCGGUGAUCAUAUAUCAUUCAAUUCAAGAAAUUGUAGUCGAGAUUGAUCGGUUUUUGCUUUCAAAAAAGAGGGCUUUUUUGUUCAUUUUCCUAAUUUGUGUGAUGGAUUUCGAAUUGAGGAGAGCAAGAGAGAAGCUGGAGAAGGAGCAGAGGGAGAGGAAACAGAGGGCGAAGCUCAAGCUAGAUAGAGAGAGGAAGGUCAAGCAGGAAGCUGCUCGGCAGCGGGAAGCCAUAGAAGCGACUCAGCGGCAGCGCCGCCUCGAUGCCGCCGAAGCUGAAUCCAAGGCUAAUCAACUUGCAGAGGAGAACUCGCUUGUUGGUCGAGGAGUAAUUUUUUCUCGUAUUUUAGAAGCUGUGCCUUAUCAGGGUAUUGGGGAUAAGAUCAAACUGCCUCCUUCCUGUUUCACUGAGCUCUCCGAUCAGGGAGCUUUUGACAAAGGGCCGCUGCAUUUCUCUCUAUCGUUGAUUCACCAGGAGGCUGCUAUGCACGUAGAUAGUGGCAAUGAAGGAACGUCCAGGAUGACACAUGCUGGUGUCCUCGAGUUCACUGUCGAGGAAGGUUUUGUAGCACUUCCUCAGCACUGUUGGAGUAAUCUAUUCCCCGAUGAGGCUCCGGGUUCUGCUGCAGUGGAAGUACGUUAUGUUUGGCUUCCCAAAGGAACAUAUGCAAAACUUCAGUCUGUGGAAUUUGGCUUUUCCGACAUUCCCAAUCACAAGGCGGUGCUGGAGACGAGCCUUCGCCAGCAUGCAACUCUUUCUCAAGGGGAUAUACUAAUCGUCAAUCAUGGUGCGCUGACUUAUCAUUUGCGUGUACUCGAGCUGAAACCUUCAUCUAGCAUAUCUGUUCUAGAAACAGAUAUUGAGGCCGACAUCAUAGGUCCGGAGUCUGUAGAUAGCUCGAACCAGUAUAUGCUGAGGCCUCUAACCAUUGGAAAACCGGAGCAUGGAGUGGUUGAGGAAGGGAAGUACAUGUAUUAUAAGUUCUCUUUGGACGACGAUGCUUGGAAAAGAAUUUCUUCCAAGGGUGCGAACAUUUUGGUUAAUCUGGAGACGCAGACACAAGAUGGAGAUACCGACCUGUAUGUUUCGAGGCAUCCCCUUUUGUUCCCUACGCAGCACCAACACAUGUGGUCGUCCCACGACUUGGGCUCAAAGGCGUUACUACUCGGGGCUGAGGAUCAGAACUUGGGACCAGGUACUUAUACUGUCGCCGUGUAUGGCUACAAAGGGACAUCAAAGUACGAGGUCUCGGUAAAUGUUCAAGACAUUGCUACGCAGAGGCUGGGGCAGCAUGCUGUAUCUUCAACAUCGUCUGCUGAGGGAGACACUGCGGAGUGCAGAAACUGUAAACGUCAUAUCCCAUCAAGAACGAUGGCCCUUCAUGAAGCCUAUUGUAGUAGGCAUAAUAUUGUUUGCCAGCAUCCUGGUUGUGGGGUCGUUUUGAGGAUCGAGGAGAGUGAAAGGCACGUUCACUGUGAAAAAUGCAGUAAAGCUUUCCAAAGGGAAGAGAUCGAGAAACACAUGAAAGUUUUCCACGAGCCUCUUCAUUGCCCUUGUGGGAUUGUUCUUGAGAAGGAGCAAAUGGUGCAGCACCAGUCCUCAAAUUGCUCGUUGCGCCUCAUAACAUGCCGGUUCUGUGGAGAUAUGGUUCAAGCUGGGAGUUCGGCUGCUGAUGCACGUGACCGUAUUAGAGGGUUAUCGGAACAUGAGAGUGUUUGUGGAUCAAGAACUGCACCGUGCGAUUCAUGUGGGCGAUCCGUCAUGCUCAAGGACAUGGAUAUACACCAAAUCGCUGUCCAUCAGAAGAACUAGUCGUCGUCGUCUCAAGAGAAGAGACGACGACGACUUGUCCAUGAGGCGGUCGCGUCAGGUACUACCACAAUUGAGAUAUAUUCAGCCUCUUUAUUACGUCGUCGCUUCAGGUACUACCAGAAUUGAGAUAUAUUCAGCCUCUUUAUUAAUGACGUGUGAUAUUUGUAAAUUUAUCCAAUGAAUAUUUUUUAGUUCAAUGAAAUGGUAAAUGAUACUCAUUUAGUCA
Salvia miltiorrhiza (redroot sage) is the source of this 2235-nucleotide messenger RNA. RefSeq lists its product as uncharacterized. The coding region runs from base 300 to 2009 and encodes 569 amino acids. Gene Ontology annotation, cellular component: VCP-NPL4-UFD1 AAA ATPase complex. The record is from RefSeq and is a predicted model, not a curated record. NCBI's taxonomy places the organism in Eukaryota, Viridiplantae, Streptophyta, Magnoliopsida, Lamiales, Lamiaceae. The transcript has 3 exons. Gene Ontology annotation, molecular function: polyubiquitin modification-dependent protein binding.